AUGGAUGAUUCAGAUGAGGAGUUUGAAAUAUUAUUUGGUGAUACUUCUUCUUCAUCAAGCGAUGAAUUAAUUGGUCAAGUUAUCAUGCUUAAUCGAUUACAAGAGAUGCAAAAAUCUCAACAGAUUAGACGACCACUACGCACUUCAGAUAUGUCUGGACGUCAAUAUUUACUUGAGCUGUUAACUGGACACCCUGAUAGAUUGUUUUACACAAUUAGAAUGGACAUUAAUACUUUUAGAUCUUUAUGUCGUCGAUUAGUUGAAAUGGAAGUCAUAGAACAUGAUAGGGUAAUUAGUGUUGAAGAAGCUGUUGUCAUGUUUCUAUGGAUAGUUACACACAACCAACGAGUUAGAACUGUGGCUGAAAGAUAUCAACAUUCAGGAGAAACUAUUUGUCGUCAGUUUGGUAGAGUGCUAGAUGCAUUGUGUUAUUUAGGAAAUGAAGAUUGUGUUGGAGCAAUUGAUGGUACUCAUGUAAGUGCAGUUGCACCAACUCUAAAACAACUUGCAUUUAGAGGAAGAAAAGUAGAUGUAACACAAAAUGUAAUGGCUGCAUGCUCCUUUAAUAUGAUGUUUACUUAUGUCUACGCUGGAUGGGAAGGAACAGCCAAUGAUUCCCGAGUGCUUCUUGAUGCAAUGAGAAAAGAUGAUAACUUCCCUAUGUCACCACAAGCACCAUAUCGUGGUGAACGUUAUCACUUGCAUCGUUUUAGAGCAAGAGGGAACCAUCCUAGAGGUGCGAUGGAGUUAUUCAAUUAUAGACACUCAUCAUUGCGUAAUGUGAUUGAACGUUGUUUUGGACUUCUAAAAGCUAGGUUUCCAAUUUUGAAGUCAAUGCCUCCAUACUUGCUUGGAAAGCAACGUCGAAUACCAAUAGCAUGUUGUGCUAUCCAUAACUGGAUUAGAAUGCAUUCUAUUAAUGAUGAAAUGUUUAAACAAUAUUCAGUUAAUGCCAGAAUUGUAGAAGAUAUUGAAGGAACUGAAAACCAAUCUAAUACAACAACUGAAAACCAACAAGAAGGAGAUGGAGCAGGAAUUUCUGAGACACCAGAGUUGAAUUUCAGUCAAGCUUAUAUGGCCCAGAUGGAAAGUGUUAGAGAUGGCAUUGCUGGACAAAUGUGGCUUAGUUAUAACAACAAUACUUAA
Molecule: messenger RNA, 1146 nt
Organism: Humulus lupulus (European hop)
Lineage: Eukaryota; Viridiplantae; Streptophyta; Magnoliopsida; Rosales; Cannabaceae
Exons: 3
Coding region: 1-1146 (381 amino acids)
Source: RefSeq, a predicted model, not a curated record